UGCAGCCUUACUCCCAGCGAUGAGUGGCUGAAUCGAAUUCAACAAAAUCGCUAAUAUCGUACUCCCACCGCACAUUCUUGCGGCUCACUGUAUUGUGACGUCACGCAAACCGUUCAGUGAAAAUUAUAGCGUUACUAAGCCAGAAAUUCGCACCACGAGCUCAUCAUGAGCUCAUCACACAGAGUAGAUUAUAUGUCAAAAUUGCAAUAAACCGCCUUUUUGAAAAAAGUUCCUAUUCUUGCGACCGCUGUAGCCAUUGCCAAGCAAAGUAUUGUAUCUUUUUGUGAUUUUGUGAAAAAUACCGCAAACCAUGGACGACUUGUUAGCAUUUGAGUUCCUCGAAAUGGAUUACGCCAUAUCCAACACCAAUCGACGACGAAAACGGAAACGUAUCCGUGAUGAAUGUGAUCCUUUCUCCCUUGAGGACUCGGAGUUUCGUCGUCGAUAUCGUCUUUCCAAAGAUUUAACGGAGAGCUUGAUAGAAGACUUGGGCUCCAUGUUCAAUGAACCAAGAAAACUAUCGGAUUUGAGCAUAACAGAUAAGGUUCUUACUGCAUUAUCUUUUUAUGCCACUGGGUCCUAUCAGAGACCAACUGGAGACAUAGCGGCCCAUUCUAUGGCUCAGCAGACCGUGUCCAAGUGCAUAGCACAAGUGACCACAGCCAUGAAUUCUUUGGCCAUGAGACAGAAACACAUUGUGUUUCCACAUGAUCUCCAAGAUAGAAAUUUAAUUAGGGCUGAGUUCUAUGAGAAGUUUGGUAUGCCUGGAGUUCUGGGAUGUGUAGAUGGCACACAUGUUGCUAUCGUCAGGCCAUCGCAGCAUGAGGAACGGUACUUCUGUAGAAAGCAUUACCAUUCACUGAAUGUACAACUAAUCUGUGAUGCCAACAUGUAUAUAUACAGUGUGGACGCCAGUUACGGUGGAGCAACGCAUGACUCAUUCAUUUGGAACCAGCAUCCUGUAAAGCAAUACCUUGAAAAUCUAAAUGAAAACACUUGGCUACUAGGAGAUUCUGGGUAUUCGCUUAGGAAGUUCAUGAUGACUCCAGUUGUGAAUGCAAUGCCAAAUACCCCUGAGGCAUACUACACAGAAAAACAGGUCUAAACCAGGAACACUGUGGAACGUGCUAUCGGAGUUCUGAAAGCACGAUUCCGAUGUCUGCUAUCUCAUAGAACAUUGCACUACAGCCCCGAGGUAGCUGCCUCGAUUGUCAAUGCAUGUGUCAUCUUACACAACAUGUGCACCAAGGCCAGGCUCCCUGUUGUGGAAUUAGAUGCAAAUGAAAACUUGCUGGAAGCUCAAUACCAGGUUCGGACCCUUGCUGAUGCGAACAGGGAGCCCACUGCUGCGCAAUCAUUGCAAUUGGGCACAGCCACUAGGCAGAGGCUUAUCCAUCGUCUCUGGGCAGCUAGAGCUAUUCCAAAUAUUUAGACUAGCCAUCAACAUAUACAAUGCAUACGGAGGGGACAUAUGAGUAAGAAUCUGCAAUGAUUAGUAACUUUAAUUUAAUUAUUCAAUAAUUAGUAACUAAUACUUAAAGCUACUUGGUAUAACAUAAUACUAUUAUACCUUUCUUGCUCAUUUCUCCAGGACUGGAUGGGAUAAAACUGAGAACAAAACUUGAAUUUCAGGGCAGUAUUAUUUAUUUUAUUUCUUUCUUUUCUUUAUUAAGUACCAAUAAUACUUUUACAAUUACAAUCUUUACCUUGCACCUACACUCGAAGGGGACUGGAUGCAUGGAUACAACACUCCAAAUUUCAGGGCAGUAUUUUGAAGAUCACAUAUUAUUGAAUUAUUACUUUUAUUACCAAUAAUAUCUAUUGAUACAAUACUAUUCUACUUUAAUUACCUGUUUCAGUACCUACAUUCUCGAGAGGAUAGGAUGCUCCCGAGUUGAGCACAAUACUCCAUUUUUCAGGCCAGUAUUAUACUUAUUUAAUCUGUAUUUUUAGUUUAAAAAAUGGGUACCUUUCUAUUCUAUUUAUCUUAUUUGUUUCAGUCCAGUGAAGAGUGAAUACAUAUACUUGAGACAUCAAGACAUUAGAUAAUUUCAGGCCAGUAUUAUUUAUUUUAUGACUUUUUUACUAAUUAACUUUAUUACCAAUAAUAUAUAUCAAUACAAUCUUUACCUUGUUUCAGCACCUUCACUCCAAACUCACUGUAUGCAUGGAUACAAUACUAAUUUUUUCAGGCCAGUAUUUUAAAUGUUAUACUUACUUAAUGUCUAUUUUUAUACUAUUUUUGGAUACUUUUUCACUCUAUUUCUCUCAUUUGUUUCAGUCUAGUGAAGAAAGAUAUUUGGAAUAUCAAGACAUCAACAGAUAACUUAAAGAACAUCAUCAUUGAAUCCAUUCAACAGAAAAUCGAUUACAUAUUUUUUAUAAUAAUGUAACUUAGUUUAGUUUAAGCAUUGAUUUUCUGUUGAAAUAACAAGAACCUGUGUUUAUUUGGACCCUUAAAUAAAUGUUUAAUUUAAGUAAUUAAUUUGAAAAGAUGCUAAAGGAAGUUUCUUGCCACUUCUUCUUCUGUUAAGCCUUUCCGAAGUGGUGGUAAAAUAAAUGAUCUAUAACA
Plutella xylostella (diamondback moth) is the source of this 2572-nucleotide messenger RNA. Its product is annotated as putative nuclease HARBI1. The record is from RefSeq and is a predicted model, not a curated record. Lineage: Eukaryota; Metazoa; Arthropoda; Insecta; Lepidoptera; Plutellidae.